Molecule: messenger RNA, 4352 nt
Organism: Rosa rugosa (rugosa rose)
Lineage: Eukaryota; Viridiplantae; Streptophyta; Magnoliopsida; Rosales; Rosaceae
Product: receptor-like protein 36
Exons: 1
Coding region: 787-4131 (1114 amino acids)
Molecular function (GO): protein binding
Source: RefSeq, a predicted model, not a curated record
UCAGUUGUUAAUUGUAGACGAUGAGUUCACACACAAUACACAAACUAAAAUACAAGAUCGCUGAUCGCAUAAUUUUUCUGAUUAACAUUGAAUUGAACAGGUUACGUUCUUGUUUCUUUCUUUUGUUUGGUCUACUUGUUUUUGGCUUAAUUUGGAAUUUGAUCUACUGGUUUGUUUUGCUUAUUGUUAUGUUUUUUUUUUUCCCUUUUGUCUGCUUGUUUGCUUAAAUCUUGUUUGAAAAGGAUGGCCAAAUAUUUUAAAUCCAAGGCAACAUCAAAUCUUAUGCAGGCUUUAAACCACUACCAAUUCCGGUGACAAUUGAACCUCAAUUUGCAGGCCUUUUCAGUAAACUCUUAUUAUACUUUAUUCAAGCCGACUACAAAUCUCACCAGUUCCAUUUUAGAUGCAUUGACUCGUUGAUUCUCAAGUACUAUUAAAGAAACAACUAACCAAUUUCCUAGUGCUCUCUGCAAAUACCAAAACUCCAUUUUGCUGAAUUAUUGGCUUCUUCCAUUCCAGAAGUAUGUAGGGGAUAAUAUUUAAUAUCCAUCUCUUUUUAAGACUUUUAAAAAUUUCCUUCUUUGUUUUUUAUUCCUGGUAAUUACAGAUGCAUAUGAGAAGACUUGACUUGAAGGUCAAGCCACGCAUAGUUCUCAGGGAGGCAUGCUGUUUUCAAUUCCACCUUUAAAGCCACCACAACCAUUACCCCCAAUCUUACCAAUUUCCCUCCUUGUUGCAUCUAUCUGUGCAUGCAUAUAUGUGUCUAAAAAUUAAGUUGCUCUAAGAAUGACAACUUUGUUCCUCCAUUUCUUCCUUUUUUUAAUUACUACCUGUAUUGCCAAACUCAUCCCUGCAGUUCACAGCAAUUGUAUUGUAGAACAGCAACUAUCACUACUCCAUUUCAAGAAAAGUCUUGUAUACGUAAUUGAUCCUCCUUCCCCCAGGCUUAUCACAUGGAAUUCAAGUACUGAUUGCUGCUCUUGGGUCGGUGUAACUUGCAGCACUAAUGGGUAUGUUGUCGGACUUGACCUCAGCAGCGAGUUUGUUUCAUGCAGAAUUGACAAUUCCAGCAGUCUCUUCCAACUUCAACAUCUUGAGAGCCUCAAUUUGGCCAAUAACGUCUUCAAUGGCUCUCAAAUUCCAUCUGCAAUUGGAGAGCUUACAAAUCUGAGGUAUCUAAAUUUAGCCAGUGGUUUCUAUUCCGGGCAAAUUCCCAUUGAGAUUUCACGCUUGGCAAGGUUGGUAAGUCUUGAUCUCUCUAGAAAUAGCUAUGAUGGGGUUUCGUUAAAACUUGAAAACCCAAAUUUAAGCAUGCUAAUUCAGAACCUCACAGAGCUUACAGAGUUAUAUCUUGAUUCAGUAGAGAUAUCAGGACAGGGGAGUGACUGGUGCGAAGCCAUAUCAUCUUCACUGCCAAAUCUGAGGGUGUUGAGCUUGUCUUUUUGUGGUCUUUCAGGCCCUAUAUGUGACUCCCUUGCAAAGCUUCAAUCUCUGUAUGAGAUUGACUUGGGAAAUAACUCGUUCUAUGCUCCGGUUCCAAGAUCCUUUGCCAAUUUUUCAAACUUGACUUCUUUGAGUCUCUUUGGUUGUAACUUGCUGGGAAUAUUUCCCAAAGAGGUCUUUCUUAUUCCUUCCCUACAAACCAUUGAUAUUUCUAGUAAUCCGGAACUUGGUGGUUCCUUUCCAGAGUUUCCAAAGAAUAGGACAAAACUUUCAACCAUAUCUCUUUCACAUUGCAAUUUCACUGGAUCCCUCCCCAUGUCAAUUGAGAACCUUACACAAUUGGUUGGCCUGGACGUGUCAUGGAACAGGUUCAAUAGUCCUAUCAGUCCUAUUCACUGGGAAGCCCUUGUUAAUCUGAGAAGCCUUGACUUCAGCAACAAUCUACUCUAUGGGAGUAUUCCAUCAUCUAUUGUUUCUCCUCCCUUGCUGGUUGCAUUAGCACUUUCUAAUAAUCAUUUCUCUGGUCAAGUCCCUGAAUUUUCCAAUACCUCUUCACAGUUGCUUCAGAACCUUCUUUUGGGAAACAACAAUUUGGAAGGAGAAAUACCAACAUCUAUUUUUAAUCUUAAAGGGCUUAUGUAUCUUGAUCUUGCUUCAAACAACUUCAGUGGCUUCCCUUUCAGUGGCCCUCAGCAGCCUAGAACUCUUUCAUUUCUUGAUCUUUCCCACAAUAGCUUGUUGUUUGAUUAUAAUGGUACCAGUUCCCCCUUCCUUCAGAUUGAGAACUUGCUAUUGGCUUCUAACAAGUUGGUAGGACUCCCAGAUUUCUUAAAAAAUCAAUCCAGACUUUGGCAAUUAGACCUUUCGGGAAACCAGAUUCAAGGCCAGAUACCUAAUUGGAUUUGGAGGCUCAAUUCUCUUGGACUCCUAAAUCUCUCUUAUAACUCCAUUGUAAAUCUUGAACCUCUUCUUCCUAAUUCUACUUUUACUUUAUUUACUCUUGACCUUAAUUCCAACAAGAUUCAGGGUAUCCACUCCUCAUAUGCCUUCCUUCAGAUUGGCCACUUGGGUUUAGCUUCUAACAAGUUGAGAACAUUCCCAGACUUCUUGAGAAAUCAGUCCACAUUAAAUUACUUGGACCUUUCAAACAACCAAAUUCAAGGCCAGAUACCCAAUUGGAUUUGGAGGCUCAAUUCUCUUCAAGAACUGAAUCUUUCUUGUAACUCCUUGGAAACUCUAGAAGCUCCUUUACCUAUGGCUAAUUCUUCUACUGUUGUGACGUCACUUGAUCUUCAUUCAAACCAGCUUCAGGGACAAAUCCCAUUGUUCCUACCAUUUGCCCAUUUUCUGGAUUACUCGAGGAAUAAUUUUAGCUCUAGUCUACCGACUGACAUUGGCAGUUUUAUCUCUCAAACUAAUUUCCUCUCUCUGUCAAGCAAUAAAUUGCAUGGAACCAUUCCAAGAUCAAUUUGCAAUACAACUAGUAUGGUUCUAGAUCUGUCCUAUAAUUCUUUGAGUGGUAUAAUUCCGCAAUGCUUGACUCAACUUUCGCUUUCAGUCCUUGAUUUAAGGACAAACAACCUCACUGGCUCUAUUCCUGAUAAUUUUCUUGAGCAUUGUAAGCUACAAACUCUUGAUCUCAGCAGAAAUAAUAUACAAGGCCAGUUUCCGAAAUCUCUUGUCAACUGCUCAAGUUUAGGGGUUUUAAAUCUCGGAAACAAUCAGAUAACAGAUACUUUUCCAUGCCUGUUGAUGACCAUAUCCACCUUGCGUGUCCUUGUUUUAAGAUCCAACAAUCUUUAUGGUAGCCUAGGAUGUCCCAAGACCAACAACACAUGGCCUGUGCUGCAAAUCAUAGAUUUAGCACACAACCAUUUGAAUGGUGAAAUACCGGCAACGUCUUUCGCAACAUGGCAGAAAAUGAAGGCUAAUGAAGAUGAUGGUAAUCUGGUAUUUUCGUACACUCCCCUGUACACAACAGAGACUAUUGGGAUGGAUGUUUAUUACAGAGAUACAAUAACAACCAUCAUCAAAGGUUUGCAGUUGGAUCUGAUAAAGAUUCUAACUAUCUUCACCUUGAUUGAUUUCUCUUCCAACAAUUUUACCGGGUCAAUACCCAAGGAAAUUGGAGAGCUAAAAGCAUUGUAUGCCCUCAACUUAUCUGGUAAUGCUUUCACAGGCGAAAUCCCAUCAUCCUUUGGUAACAUGAGUAGCAUAGAGUCCUUAGACCUCUCACAGAACCACCUGAGCGGCCGAAUUCCACCGCAGCUUUCAACUCUCACUUUCCUUUCGCACUUGAAUGUCUCAUAUAAUCAACUGACGGGAAGGAUCCCAACCAGCACUCAGUUUUCAACAUUUCCAAAUACCUCCUUCGAGGGUAACAAAGGAUUAUGGGGGCCUCCUCUGACAUGGGAUACAGCAAUCGUAUUGCCACCUCCAACGUUUGAUGGAAGCUCAAGUAAUCCGAAUUCUGGAGAUGAGAUUGAUUGGGAUAUCAUCAGUGUUGAAAUUGGAUUUACAUGUGGAUUUGGGAUUGCCAUCGGAUCGCUUUUGUUUUGCAAAAGAUGGAGGAAAUGGUAUUACAGAGCUAUGUUUAAUAUCCUGUUCAAGACAUUCCCUCAGCUGGAACACAGAUUUGGUAAUCACAGAAGGCAUGCUUACAUAAAUCAAAGGUAUUGGAGACGUUGAAAUGGGUAGGAAGACCAAGCAUGCAUCUCAACUCCAUUUUGCUGGAGACUCCCCUGGAGUUUUUUCUCUGUAUUUUGAUCACAUGAUUACAAUGUAAUUUUUUUUUUUCUUUUGUCAUAAUGUUUUUUUUUUUUUUUUGUCUGGUGUCGUAAUCUAUGUUGUAAUCGUUCUUGCAAUGUAAUGACUUUAAGUUUUUAACAUUUAUGAAAUAUUGUGUAGUG